CGUCAACUAACCGUAUUCAAUUGGUUUCGUCAACUACAGUAAACGUGAAUUGGACCAGAGGCAUUCGACGCACCAUGAGUAACAAACCAAACAACAACGAGCGCACGCCGCUGCUCAACGGCCUCAACGGCGAGAGCUCCAAUGGCAACCAUAAUCACAUUCUUGAUCGUGGCCGCGAGCGCUCAGCGGCCUUCCAGUUCUUCUUCGAUUCGAAACACACGCCAGGCAAUGACAGCGACAACUUCGUCGUCCGCAGCCUCGCCUAUACCUGGCAUGUCACCAAGGUGACUCUCCUUAGCAACUAUGUCAACUUCCUACUCAUCAUGGUCCCUAUCGGUAUUGCUGCUGGUCGCCUUGGCUGGAACUCAACCGCCGUUUUCACCAUCAACUUCUUUGCCAUCAUUCCGCUUGCUGCCGUCUUGUCCUUUGCGACUGAGGAAAUAUCUCUCAAGCUCGGUGAGACUCUAGGUGGACUGCUAAACGCUACUUUUGGAAAUGCUGUUGAGUUGAUUGUCAGCAUUGUGGCUCUUCGAGACAAUCAGAUCGAGGUUGUGCAGUCGUCUAUGCUCGGAUCCAUUCUUUCAAACUUGUUGCUGGUCAUGGGAAUGUGCUUCUUAUUUGGUGGUCUUCGACACCGUGGUUCAACGGGAGCUGGUACGGAACAGACUUUCUCGUCCGCUGUUGCGCAGACUACCUGCUCUCUCAUGGCUCUCUCCUCUGCUUCCCUGGUAAUUCCCGCUGCGCUGUACGGCGUUCUCGACCAGAAGCAGACUGAUAACGGCGACAAAGACCGCAGUAUUCUGGUUCUUUCUCGUGGCACUGCCAUCAUCCUGCUAGUUCUGUACGCCAUGUACCUCAUUUUCCAGCUUCGUACGCACAGCAAUCUUUUCGAUGCCGAAAGCCAAGUUGGGGAGGAUGAAGAGCCCGAAGAGCCUACUCUGGGUCCAAUUGCUGCUACUGCAGUUCUUGUCGUUGUAACCAUUCUUGUCGCCGUCUGUGCCGAUUACUUGGUUGGAAGCAUCGAUGAUCUCGUCGAAAGCGCAAAUAUCAGCAAAGCAUUUAUCGGUUUGAUCCUAAUCCCCAUUGUUGGAAAUGCUGCGGAGCACGUUACUGCUGUAGUCGUCGCUCUACGCAACAAGAUGGACUUGGCCAUGGGCGUGGCAAUUGGCUCCAGCAUUCAGAUUGCGUUGGGCGUCACUCCAUUCCUCGUUAUUGUCGGGUGGAUUAUUGGACGUGACAUGACGCUCCACUUCGAGACUUUCGAGACUGUUGCCUUUGCCGUCUCCGUUUUGGUUGUCACUUAUACUGUUCAGGAUGGCAAAUCGAACUAUCUCGAAGGUGCUAUGCUUCUCGGCCUCUACAUCAUCAUUGCUGUUGCUUUCUUCGCUACGCCAGGCGACUUCUUGGAUAAGGCGACGGACCUCAUCAGUGGCAGCAACUAAGUACGGCUGAAUGACGCCGACGAUGAUUACACGAGUCGAACUCUACCUCUGGUCGAAGAUGACAUUGAUUCGACCAUAAAAGUACGAACAUAGCAUUGACACUAUGAACAACUCGAUAGCAUCCCUCUCUCUUAUGUUAUGGACGAGUGCGGGCCUUGUUGACUGAAACAAGAACCCUCGGAUCGAGAUCACCACUGGCUAAGCCAGCCUUUUUCCUAUCCUUGUACUAUUAUUUCAUGUGUUGUACUGAAUUCCGAGGAUCACAAAUUUGAAGACAUUGCAGGGGAAGACUGAGAAUCAGAGAGCAUUGCUAGAUGCGUAGGAUCAAAAUGUGGGUCCCAAGGUAGCGGUGGUCGCUUUGAUUUUUUCUUUUGCUGCUUUCCUUUUCUUUCUGUCAGAUUUAUGGGGAAACAAACGGACAAAAUGAUGGCGUUGAAUCGUGUUUGUAUUGAUAAUUCUAAUGAUACCUCUG
Trichoderma virens Gv29-8 is the source of this 1914-nucleotide messenger RNA. Its product is annotated as Ca2+ transporter. Bases 75 to 1442 code for a protein of 455 amino acids. NCBI's taxonomy places the organism in Eukaryota, Fungi, Ascomycota, Sordariomycetes, Hypocreales, Hypocreaceae. Gene Ontology annotation, molecular function: calcium:proton antiporter activity. Gene Ontology annotation, biological process: intracellular calcium ion homeostasis; calcium ion transmembrane transport. The record is from RefSeq and is a predicted model, not a curated record. Gene Ontology annotation, cellular component: fungal-type vacuole membrane. The transcript has 5 exons.